Molecule: messenger RNA, 873 nt
Organism: Microsporum canis CBS 113480
Lineage: Eukaryota; Fungi; Ascomycota; Eurotiomycetes; Onygenales; Arthrodermataceae
Product: small s protein
Exons: 1
Coding region: 1-873 (290 amino acids)
Source: RefSeq, a predicted model, not a curated record
AUGGCAGAAGCAGUUGGUCUUGCCGUUGGCAUUAUUGGCCUUGCUGGAUUAUUCAACAAUGCCGUCCAGUGCUUCGAGUACGUCCAGCUGGCUCGCAGCUUCGGCAGGGACUUCCAAUCAAGCCAGCUCAAGCUCGAUAGCGCUCAGCUCCGUCUAUCCCGCUGGGGCAAGUCGCUAAGACUGGAUACGCAACAACUGGACGACACGCAAAACACUAUCAGCUUUCCUGGAUCCACCGAAGACGCUGAGCGUGCAAAGAGCCUCCUCGACCAAAUCAGCUUUCCUGGAUCUAUUAAAGAUAUUGAGCGUGCAAAGUACCUCCUCAGCCAUAUCCUAGAGUUAUUUGAGGAUGCUGAGACUCUUUCAUCCAAGUUUAAAGACAAACAAAGUCUUGAUGAUGGUAGCACUGCAACCUUCGAUCCCGAAACAGACCUCAAAUCGACUGUGGGUGCCCUCCAUAGAACAAUGCGCAAGCUGGCGACCGGCCGCCAGAACAAAGCAAACCUGAAGCAAAAGGCAAAACGGGCUUUAUAUGCGGAAAAGACUUUAAGGCGACUGGUUGAAGAUAUUACGGAGCAUGUUGACGACCUAACCGACCUAUUUCCUGCUACUUUGCCGCGUCAGAAACGUCUUUGCGAAGCCGAAGCCUCCGAGAUCGGGAAACAUUCAGAAGCGGUGGAAGACUUGAAGAAGAUUGUGGCUCAGCAAGACAAACUACUACAUGCCGCUCUUGAAAAAUCCAACAAUAUCCCGCAGGCGGGUAUGCAUAUUGUAUUCUCAGGUGCCAAUAACAAGGGCUUUCAAGCCGGGCAGAACUUUGGUUCACAAACCAUUAAUUAUAAUGGUACUACAAAGAACAUGGGAGCGAAAUAG